Molecule: messenger RNA, 793 nt
Organism: Salvia miltiorrhiza (redroot sage)
Lineage: Eukaryota; Viridiplantae; Streptophyta; Magnoliopsida; Lamiales; Lamiaceae
Exons: 2
Coding region: 165-587 (140 amino acids)
Source: RefSeq, a predicted model, not a curated record
GUUUGGGCCCGGCCCACACUCAAAACAGCUCGUAUUGACUAUUUUUGGGACUCUCUCCGUCUCUUUGUCUCUCUCUCUCUCUCGCACAAUUGGGUGAGUGGAUAUUUGGUGGGCAUCGGAGUAGAAGGUACAGUAGACUACUCCAUCUGCACGCGCCGCCGCGGAUGGCGUACUCGUCCUUAUUCCUCUGUCUACCAGCUUCUACUCCCAAAGCGGAGUUGAUAGCUUCAACCUCGUCGACAUUUAUGACUUCUUCUACAAUUACAAACGCCCUUUCUCCGCUGCCGUCUUUCCCGAGUAGCCGCAGCUCAAUCGUGGCGCGUGGCCGCCGGAGAUCAUUGAUUGUGGGUAUGGCACCUGAAGAAGAGAAGAUGACUCGCCGUUCGCCUCUUGAUUUCCCCAUUGAGUGGGAUAGGCCAAAGCCUGGAAGGAGACCUGACAUAUUCCCGCAGUUCAGCCCUAUGAAGACUCCCUUACCACCACCCAUGCCGGCUGAUCCUGAGGAAGAUGAAGAAGAGGACGAAGAGAAAAAGGAAGAAGAGGAGGAAGACCCUGAGAAGGAGGAUCCCGACAAGCCAGAUCAGUAGCAUUGGUGCGGUUUGCAAUUCCAAAACCACCCAUUGCAUGAAAUCUUGAAUGGAGCAACUGGUAAGGCUACACCAUCUUAGUUCGUUUUUGUUCCAAAUGACUGCUUGCCAAAUAGUUGAGUAUUCUGCAAGGAUCUGGAUAUAUUUGUAGGCAGUAUAUCUUUCUUCAACUUAAAUGAAUGAUGAAUAAUGAUUUCUAUUUGCAA